Molecule: messenger RNA, 1297 nt
Organism: Astrephomene gubernaculifera
Lineage: Eukaryota; Viridiplantae; Chlorophyta; Chlorophyceae; Chlamydomonadales; Astrephomenaceae
Source: the annotation of a GenBank genome assembly
GCAGGUUACACCACGUGCGCACUCCUAGGCGGGCAGCUGCUGGGGGGCUCGGUGGCUCGAGGAGUACGACAGUGCUUCCUGCUGGUGGGAGGUGUGUUCGGGCUGUCCCCGCUGCUGCGCUCGCUGGCCGGCACCGUGAGCACCGACUCGGUGGUGGCGCUGGCGGGGGGCGGGCUGCUGCUGCACCUGGGGCUGUGCGACUACGGCUUCGUGAACAGUGUCACGGGCCGGCUGACGGGCGCUCUGUCGCUGGGCUCGGGGGUGCUGGCGGCGGUGCUGCUGGCGGGCAGGAUGCGGUCGGAGACGGAGGUGUUCGGCUGCGUGCUGCUUUCCCUGGAGCUGUUCCUGCUGUCGCCCUACGCGCGGCGGCACGUGCGGCGGCGGUCCACCGCGGCGCACCUCGCCCUCACCGCAGCCAUGGUCGCAGCGGCGGCGGGGCUGCUGCUGCUGGCGUCGCCGGCGGCGGCGGUGGCGUUCCUGGCAGCGGUGGCGGCGAUUACCUUUGUGGUGCCGGCUGCGCUGGUGCGCGCGCACAAGUUCAAGGCCAAGAUCAGCGGACCCUGGGAUGAGGCUGCGCCGCAUUUCCCGCAUGAGCUGGUGCUGAGGCGGCGUGCGCGGCAGGAGGAGGGCGAGCUGAGGGAGGAGGAGACCCGCGGGUCGGCACCCUCGGCAGCGAGGGAUGCAGCAGCGGCAGCAGCGUGCGGGUCACGGUGCCGGUAGCUACGGUGUAGUCACGGUUGCUGCUAUUGGAACGCAGCAAAAGCACGGGCGUAGCAGCAGCAAAAGAGCGACGACAGCGAGAGGGGCGCAGCAGCAGCAGCAGCAGCAAAGCGACACACAGCAGGCCAGCGGGCCUGCUGGCCCGCCUGCGUGUUGCGGUGUUGCGGCCGCCCGCCAGCACCGCACAAGGGAGGAUUCCGGCUGCCUCUACCGUAGCUCCAGGCAACCCCGGCCCCCACCUCCGAGCUGGCAGACCUCAACCUGCGGGCUGCGGGACUCUGUCGUGCACCCCGGUACAGACGUUUAGCCCCGGUUUAGCGGUUCCUGUGGGACUUCGAACGAGUCUUUUCAGCAUGAACAGCUCCUGUUGGGUCCUGUUGGUACAAAGGAAUGUUGAGGACUGUGUGCAGGAUUGCAGCGCACAAGUCGGCGGUGCGGGGCCCAUGCUGCAUGCAUCGGGCCCAGGAAAGCCGAGGCAGCAGCAGUCCUUACAACAGAGUGUACCAUCUCUCACCAUCAGGGUAAUAUAACUGCGCUUUCUAUCUAGCACUAGUUUUAAGGACAACUCCUGAUGAAA